This is a messenger RNA of Penicillium canescens, 279 nucleotides long. Its product is annotated as cytochrome c oxidase subunit VIIa. The transcript has 5 exons. The record is from RefSeq and is a predicted model, not a curated record. NCBI's taxonomy places the organism in Eukaryota, Fungi, Ascomycota, Eurotiomycetes, Eurotiales, Aspergillaceae. Gene Ontology annotation, biological process: mitochondrial electron transport, cytochrome c to oxygen. The annotation marks the transcript as partial.
CCGAAGCUUCAACUUCACUUCACAACCGUCCGCUUCUUCUCCCCCCUCUCCUCUCCCCACCACCAACGUUUCAGGGUUCCAACCAGCACAAUGCCCACCGCUAUCCCCCCCAUCACCGGCAUGCUCCGCCGUGGUCUUGUCCUGGACCUGAGCACCGCUUUCGGUUUCGGUACCACCUUCGGCUACCUCUGGUGGUACGGCUUCCACCUUCCCCGUGUCCGUGAGCGCGACACCUACUACGCCCGCCUCGAGGCUGAGCGUGCCGCCCAGCGCGGUUAA